Molecule: messenger RNA, 6428 nt
Organism: Lagopus leucura (white-tailed ptarmigan)
Lineage: Eukaryota; Metazoa; Chordata; Aves; Galliformes; Phasianidae
Gene: COL4A3
Product: collagen type IV alpha 3 chain
Exons: 52
Coding region: 1-5001 (1666 amino acids)
Cellular component (GO): basement membrane; collagen trimer
Molecular function (GO): extracellular matrix structural constituent
Source: RefSeq, a predicted model, not a curated record
AUGGCGGGCGGGGGCUGCCCACAGCGCCUGGCGCUGCUGCUGCUGCUCGCCCUGGGCCGCGCCGCGGCUGAGAACUGUGUAUGCAAAGGUAAAAGCCCCUGCUUUUGUGAUAGCGUGAAAGGCAAUAAGGGUGAAAAAGGCUUCCCUGGUGCUCCAGGACCACCUGGUCAUAGAGGCUUUCCAGGUCCAGAAGGGCCUCCAGGACCACAGGGACCAAAGGGUUCACCAGGGCCUGUGGGCUUGGCUGGACCCAAAGGUAUACGAGGAGUCCCAGGAAUCCCUGGAUUUUCAGGUCCCCCAGGCCUUCCAGGUGAACCAGGAAUUGCUGGCCACCCUGGGCGCUCAGGUGUUCCAGGUUGCAACGGCACAAAGGGUGAUCGGGGUUUCCCAGGUCCUCCAGGUAGAAGAGGUGCUCCAGGCAUUCCAGGUAUUGCUGGCAUCAAAGGAGAUAAGGGGUGCCCUGCAGAUGGAUAUGACCAAGGAUAUGGUGCAAAAGGUGAUCCUGGAUUGCCAGGAAUGCCUGGGCAUCAGGGUGCUCAGGGUGUUCAAGGAUAUCCUGGGGAAACUGGACCACAGGGCCUUCCAGGAACUUCCGGAAUACCAGGGAGACCAGGACCUCCUGGACCUAAGGGUCUUAUGGGAAUGAAAGUAAUAGGAACCAAAGGAAGAAAGGGAGACACUGGAUUAACUGGACCGCCUGGACCACCAGGAACUGUUAUUGUUACAUUAAGUGGACCAGACAACAUGACGGACUUGAGAGGAGAGAAAGGAGAAAAAGGAUCAAGAGGACUUCCAGGGCCAAUGGGAUUUACAGGGCCAACUGGUGAUUCUCAGAGUGAAAAGGGUGACCAAGGAGAACCUGGAGCACAGGGUAAACCUGGUAAAGAAGGUGCUCCGGGUCUACCUGGAUUACCGGGAGAAAAUGGUGAACAGGGCAAACCAGGACUGGCUGGUAGACAAGGAGCUAAGGGUGUAAAAGGAAACACUGGUCCACCUGGAGCUUGUGGUCAAACAGAGUAUUAUGACGUAGUUGGUGAAAAAGGAGAUGCAGGACCUCCUGGACCUCCAGGACCCAAAGGGCAACGUGGCAUGCCUGGGCCACAGGGUCCUCCUGGAGAUGCUGGUAGACCAGGUGUGUCAAGACCUGGUCUGAGAGGUCCCCCAGGAUUUCCUGGGCUGAAAGGAACAAAGGGAGAAAAAGGACAGGUGGGCUCGUGUAUUAUAGGCCCUCCAGGACUGCCUGGGAUUACUGGCAGAAUUGGUUCUGUUGGGUUGCCAGGUCCUCCGGGAGAACCAGGUGGAGUAACUUUUAGAACAGGCCUACCAGGACUCCCUGGACAGCCAGGGUGUGCAGGACCUCCAGGACCUCCAGGAGACAUGGGCAUGAAAGGUGAUGAAGCUUGCAUGUGUACUGAUUGCAGCUAUAUUCCGGGAACACCUGGUCUGCCUGGUUCUCCUGGGCCACGUGGCCAGGAUGGCAUCCCUGGUAGAGAAGGAGCACCAGGUCCCAAAGGAGCUCCAGGUUCUCCAGGUGCACCAGGGUUUCCAGGAGCUCAAGGACCUCCAGGUUUUAAAGGAGAUCAAGGACGUAAGGGCUCAAAAGGUGAGCCAGGGUAUGUGUAUCCAGAGGGACCAAAAGGGGAGCAAGGAGAUCCAGGACCCAGGGGAGACAAAGGGAGAAAGGGAUCAAGUGGAUUUCUGGGAAGACCUGGCUCUAAAGGUUACAAAGGUUCUAAAGGUGAAGAGGGAUUGGCUGGUUCAAAAGGAGAUAGAGGACAACCUGGAUUGCCUGGUAACCCUGGUUUUCCUGGAGAGAUGGGGCUUCCUGGACUGCCAGGAUAUGGACCACAAGGAAUAAGAGGUGUCAAAGGCUCUAAAGGACUGCCUGGUCCACAUGGAUUGCCUGGAGAAGCUGGUCUGAAAGGAGAGACCAGAAGGAUAGCUCCAUUGCCUGCGUUGCCAGGACCUCAAGGACCAGAUGGCUUACCCGGACCCCCAGGAGUGCCUGGUAGGAUUGGAACAAGUGGUCAGCCAGGUGAUGUGGGGCAUCCAGGGCCAACAGGUGACACAGGCUUUCCAGGGCUUGGGUUUCCUGGAAAUCCGGGCCCAAAAGGAGACAAAGGACUUCCUGGAAGCAGAGGGGCACCAGGUUGUGAAGGAAAGAUUGGAGAGCCAGGCCGCGCUGGAAAUCUAGGACAACCAGGAGAGAAGGGUGACCCAGGCAUGAUUAUUCCUGGAGAGCCAGGCAAACUAGGUUCACCAGGAGGUCGUGGCAUUCCUGGCCCAAAAGGUGAUACUGGAUUUCCAGGACUUCCAGGCUUACCAGGGCAAGCUGGACGUGAUGGCAAUAGUGGCCUAAGAGGAGAUCCAGGCUCAUCUGGUGUUCCUGGGGAUCCAGGUUUUCCAGGGAAACCGGCUGAAUGUCUUACUGGCCUGCCAGGUUUGCCAGGUGCCCAGGGAGCUACAGGCCCACCAGGAAGAAGAGGUUCACUAGGUUCAAAAGGCAAACUAGGUCCUCCUGGUUUGGGUAUCCCAGGAAUUGCUGGAAAGCCUGGGGAACCUGGAUUAAUAGGUCUCCUGGGAAACACAGGAUUACCUGGUCUCAAGGGGCAGACUGGAAGGCCAGGAGUCUUUGGUGUGCCAGGCCCUAGAGGAGAGCCAGGUAUAAUGGGGCCGUUAGGAAUUCCUGGACCCCCUGGCAGGAUUGGAAGUCCAGGCAACCCUGGUAUCAGAGGUUCUUUUGGCUCUCCAGGGCUAAAAGGAAGAAAAGGGUUUCUUGGAGCACAAGGCGAACCAGGUGACAAAGGUUUUCCUGGACCAUCUGAAACCUUGGUUGUGAUUGGAAAUAAAGGAGAACAAGGCUCAAAAGGAGUUCAAGGAAGAAUGGGCCUAAAAGGAGAAAAAGGAGAUGCAGGUGUCCAAGGUUCCCCAGGUCUUAUUGGAUCUGAAGGAGUACCUGGUGUACCAGGUGUCAAAGGAUUUAUGGGUCUUCCAGGGAUUCCUGGAGGACAAGGAUUUCCUGGUGCACCAGGAAACAAAGGGAACAUGGGAAUUCCAGGUCAAAAAGGACAGAAGGGAUCUCCGGGCUUUCCAGGAACUUCGGGUGACCCUGGUCCAACAGGCUAUGGUGGCUUUCCAGGUGAAAAAGGAGACCCUGGGCACCCCUCUCCUGGACUCCCAGGAGAACCUGGUCCUAAGGGAGAUCCAGGGGCUCCUGGGGCCUUGGGCAGGAAAGGAGAAAAAGGAUCCCAAGGUCAGCCAGGACAUAAAGGAGCACCAGGACUACCUGGGUUCAGAGGAGAAACAGGAGUUGCUGGAAACCCAGGGAGACUUGGACUUCCUGGAGAUGUUGGUGUUAAAGGACAGCAGGGCCACCCAGGACAACAGGGUGUUACAGGCCCUCCUGGUGCUGCUGGAUACCCUGGAGAAAAUGGACUUGCUGGUGAAAGAGGUAAUCAGGGUCAGGACGGUAUGCCGGGUGCCCCAGGACUAAAGGGAGAACCAGGAGCACCAGGGAGAGGAAUCCCUGGCCUUCAAGGUGUUCCUGGUCGUAGAGGAGUCAAAGGGGACAUGGGGCUGCCUGGUUUUCCUGGGCCACCAGGUAUGAAAGGUCAUCAGGGUGACCAAGGACCCAUUGGACCUCCUGGCUUAAUGGGAUUACCUGGAUUUCAAGGAGCAACAGGCAUGGCAAUUACUGGCCCAAAAGGGAAUAGAGGCAUUCCUGGUGCAGAUGGAAGACCAGGUAUUCCUGGUUUUCAAGGGCUGCCUGGUCUUCCCACUAUGAGCAUAAAAGGAAGCAAAGGUGUUAGGGGAGCAGAUGGCAUACAAGGACCAAUGGGCCCAGCUGGUGACAGUGGUCCUCCGGGUCCAAAAGGAGUAGAAGGUCGGCCAGGUUAUCCUGGUGCUAGAGGGGAUCCUGGCUUUCUUGGAUUUCCAGGUGUAAAAGGAGAAAAGGGUAAUCAAGGACCACCUGGACCACGAGGGGCAGAAGGACCAAGGGGACCAAAAGGCCAACCUGGUCCACCUGGUGUCUCUGGGAGAAUAUUCUCUGUCCCUGGGAGCAAGGGGCCUCCUGGACUGCCAGGAAUCCCAGGCACACCAGGUGAUCAAGGAAUUCAAGGGAUUCCUGGAUUACAAGGACCUAAAGGAGUAAAAGGUCUACCAGGAAGUUUUGGUCGUCCAGGUCAACCAGGACAGCCUGGUCCAAAAGGAGACAGGGGAUUUCCAGGACAAAGAGGACAACCUGGAUUGAUUGGCUUCCCUGGCCUACAGGGAUUGCCUGGAUCACCAGGUACUACCACCACUGGUCCAACAAGAAGAGGUUUUAUCUUCACUCGACAUAGUCAAUCAACAAAGAUUCCUUCAUGCCCACCUGGGACAUCACAAAUCUACAUUGGCUAUUCACUGCUUUUUGUACAAGGAAAUGAACGAGCGCAUGGACAAGACCUUGGAACAGCUGGUAGCUGCUUGCAGAGAUUUACCACCAUGCCGUUCUUAUUCUGCAAUACCAAUGAUGUGUGCAGUUUUGCUUCUCGCAAUGACUAUUCAUACUGGCUGUCAACUGCAACAGCAAUGCCAGUAGACAUGGCACCAAUUUCUGGUAAAGCACUGGAGCCCCAUAUAAGCAGAUGCAUUGUCUGUGAAGGACCUGCAAUGGUAAUAGCAGUUCACAGCCAAACAACUGCAGUUCCUGCAUGUCCAGGAGGCUGGAUAUCUCUCUGGAAGGGAUUUUCUUUUGUUAUGUAUACAAGUGCUGGCUCAGAAGCUUCUGGCCAAGCACUGGCGUCUCCUGGAUCUUGUCUGGAAGAAUUUCGAGCCAUCCCAUUCAUAGAGUGCCAUGGCAGGGGGACGUGCAACUACUACACAAACUCCUACAGCUUCUGGUUGGCAUCACUAAAUCCAAGAAGAAUGUUCAGGAAACCUAUGCCACAGACAUUGAAAGCAGGAGAACUAGAAAACGUCAUCAGCCGUUGUCAGGUCUGCAUGAAGAGACCAGUCUAAACAAUGGCCAGUCUUGACAGAGCAUGAAACCCUGCUUUUAUUGCAAAGAAUUGCUUAAAUUUGGAGAGCUAUAAUUUAUUAAAGUCGAAUGGAAAUGCACCUGGAAAGAAAACUAUGCUUGCCAGUGCAGCACUGUGGUGAGGUAGGGCAACAGUUUGACUUUUGUCUUUGGCAAAUUACAAAGCACUUUGUUGGAUUAAGCUUGUAAUGACACAGUUUUGGAGAAGACCCUGCAGACUGUCAUCUCUAAGCUGCAUCUUCAUGAUAAAAUCUGUGGUAUUGCCAGUCUUUAAUGAAGGACAUUAAUGCUGCCUCGUCGUGUGCUUUUCAAAUGGCAAAGACAAACAAAAUGCUCUAAUAUCAGCUUACAGAUGAUCAGUGUUCAAAGCAGGUAUAAUUUAAGAUGAAAAUCCAGCACUUAUGAGAGACAGGUUCGAUAUGAAAUAUUUUCAGUGCACUUUUAAAUACAUAUUGAUUAAUUUAGGGUUGGUUUGGCUUGGUUUUCUUGUCUAAUAAACAAGCAUUUCCCCACUUAGCUCACCUUUCCUUGGCUGGGAAACAGGCAUACGGUAUUAUUUGUGUCACUGCAAUAAGAAUGACUUCCAGCUAGCCAGGAAGGAAGCUACACUGUGCACUGGGUAGACACUACAGUGCUGAUGUGCACUGGCUGUGCUCUCGAGUGACUUCAGCUAAGUGCUGCCUAAUUGAAAAUGUAAGAAAACCUUCUUUAGACACCAUGCUUUUGACAUAGAUUAUGGGAUCUUAAAAAUUCUUCAGAACUUGAUGGUAUUGAGCUUUAUUUUGUUCCCAUGGUUUUGUCUCUACUAAAGAACAAACAUUUAGCAUAUCAUAAUUUAAGAAAUCAGCAGAAUUUACAAUGACUCUGUGGUUAAGAAGCUCCCACAGCAUUACUGGGUUAUUACAGAGCCUCCAGGAAGUAAUCUGUAUUUUAUUUUCUUAAUAUUCAAUCUGAAAUAUUUAUCAUGAAUUAUAUACUAUUUUGAAAUAUUGAGCACAAACUCCUUCAGAUUUCAUUUAUUCCAUCCAGUUAAAUUCAUGCAUCCAAAACUGAAACAAGAUUGAUACUUAAAUUGUACCACUGAGCACUGACUUAACAAGAGAACCCAACUGCAAAUGAACAUGAAUACUUGAAAAGCACUUUCAUUUACUCAUAUAACUUAUAUAAAAUUGUAGCUCCGAUUUUUAAAAAAUAUUUGUAACAUUGCACUUGCAAGGCUAUUUAAAAUUGUAAUGUUAACAUUUAAAAUGUUAAUAUUUUAAUACUUGCACAAAUUAUCAGAAUUCCAGUAUUUAGUUUUAUAGUAGAAGCCUAAUUCAUCUGAAGAGUUCUGUAAAUAUACCAUUUUAAAUGUAAGGUAGAGCAAUACACUGAAAUAGCCAAGAUUUCUCCUUCAGAUCUUUUUUUA